Molecule: messenger RNA, 744 nt
Organism: Letharia columbiana
Lineage: Eukaryota; Fungi; Ascomycota; Lecanoromycetes; Lecanorales; Parmeliaceae
Exons: 4
Coding region: 1-744 (247 amino acids)
Source: RefSeq, a predicted model, not a curated record
AUGUCCACGAACAAGCGGCAGAGUAUCUCUGAUGAGGCCGCCAAGAGCAAUGGCGAACCUCACUCUGCGUCUCCACGGAAAAAAUUGCGAUUGUCUUCGUUCAUUGAAGUAGAUAGAGAUAGAAGACACGUAAAAGCUGAUGCGAUCCAAGACGAGGGAGCCAGACCAUCCGAGCGAAAUAAACGAUCCUCUUUUGGACACCUGCGGCCUGGAAAAGUGCCCACUCCACCCUCUCCGAACUCUUUUCCGUAUUCUGGUCCGCCAGAACUGUUCGACGUCACACCCGGCCUACUAGAUGCAAUGUUUCUAGCCGAUGAUGAAUCACCUUUCUGGAACACCGACCAUGCUGCAUUCAUCAAGUCGGCUGCCGGUCUCGAGAAUGAAAAUUGGCUUGGCAAGCGGCCACUGGGUUCAGGAAGUUUUGGAACAGCAGGUCUGUGGGAAUUGCGAGAUGACAAUAACGUUGUGAUAGAGCAAAUCGUCAUCAAAGAAAGCAAGACUAUACCUGUCGAAAAAUGGACCGGGGAAGUGCCCGAGGAGGUCAAAAUGAUGCGCAGGCUGAAUAAGACCGGCUGCCAGGCUGUGCCCAAACUGAUAGCGUACAAACGUUAUAUGCAUGUCAGAAAACAUCGCAUAUAUAUGGAGUAUUGUCCCUAUGGUGAUUUAGUAACGCUUAAUGUCAACUAUAAAAGAUUCAGGUUGGUGGAUCCUUACCUCUGCAGCGAUGGAGAAUGGACCGGAUGA